Molecule: messenger RNA, 7535 nt
Organism: Diceros bicornis minor
Lineage: Eukaryota; Metazoa; Chordata; Mammalia; Perissodactyla; Rhinocerotidae
Gene: KIRREL1
Product: kirre like nephrin family adhesion molecule 1
Biological process (GO): cell-cell adhesion
Cellular component (GO): cell-cell junction
Molecular function (GO): cell adhesion molecule binding
Source: RefSeq, a predicted model, not a curated record
UGCAGUUCUCUAAUCAAAUGCUCCCGGCCGAGCUGCCAGCCGGGCAGCCAUGUGUAGCUCCCGCAGCCAGAGGAAGAGCAGAACAGUCACAUGUCUUCUCGGCUCCCACAGUGCAGGAGGCCGACCAUGUGCAGGGACCCAGACCCGCUUCAGCCAGGAGCCAGCCGACCAGACCGUGGUGGCCGGACAGCGGGCCGUGCUCCCCUGUGUGCUGCUCAACUACUCUGGGAUCGUGCAAUGGACCAAGGACGGGCUGGCGCUGGGCAUGGGCCAGGGCCUCAAAGCCUGGCCGCGGUACCGGGUCGUGGGCUCUGCGGAUGCCGGGCAGUACAACCUGGAGAUCACGGAUGCCGAGCUCUCUGACGACGCCUCCUACGAGUGCCAGGCCACAGAGGCUGCCCUGCGCUCCCGGCGGGCAAAACUCACCGUGCUCAUCCCUCCGGAGGACACCAAGAUUGAUGGAGGUCCUGUGAUUCUGCUGCAGGCAGGCACCCCCCACAACCUCACGUGCCGAGCCUUCAACGCCAAGCCUGCCGCCACCAUCCUCUGGUUCCGGGAUGGGACACAGCAGGAGGGCGCUGUGGCCAGCACGGAGCUGCUGAAGGAUGGGAAGCGGGAGACGACCAUCAGCCAGCUGCUCAUUAACCCCACCGACCUGGACAUCGGGCGAGUCUUCACCUGCCGCAGCGUGAACGAGGCCAUCCCGAGUGGCAAGGAGACUUCCAUCGAGCUGGACGUGCACCACCCUCCUACAGUGACCCUGUCCAUUGAGCCACAGACAGUGCAGGAGGGUGAGCGUGUCGUCUUUACGUGCCAGGCCACGGCCAACCCCGAGAUCCUGGGCUACAGGUGGGCCAAGGGGGGCUUCUUGAUUGAAGAUGCCCACGAGAGUCGCUAUGAGACAAACGUCGAUUACUCCUUUUUCACGGAGCCUGUGUCCUGUGAGGUUCACAAUAAAGUGGGGAGCACCAACGUCAGCACUCUGGUCAAUGUCCACUUUGCCCCCCGGAUCGUAGUUGACCCCAAACCCACGACCACAGACAUUGGCUCUGAUGUGACCCUCACCUGUGUCUGGGUUGGGAAUCCCCCCCUCACACUCACCUGGACCAAAAAGGACUCAAACAUGGUCCUGAGUAACAGCAACCAGCUGCUAUUGAAGUCGGUGACCCAGGCAGAUGCUGGCACCUACACCUGCCGGGCCAUCGUGCCUCGGAUCGGAGUGGCUGAGCGGGAGGUGCCACUUUAUGUGAAUGGGCCCCCCAUUAUCUCCAGCGAGGCAGUGCAGUACGCUGUUAGGGGGGACGGCGGCAAGGUGGAGUGUUUCAUCGGGAGCACGCCGCCCCCGGACCGCAUUGCAUGGGCAUGGAAGGAGAACUUCCUGGAGGUGGGGACCCUGGAACGCUAUACGGUUGAGAGGACAAACUCGGGCAGCGGGGUGCUGUCCACGCUCACCAUCAACAAUGUCAUGGAGGCCGACUUUCAGACCCACUACAACUGCACUGCCUGGAACAGCUUUGGGCCGGGCACGGCCAUCAUCCAGCUGGAAGAGCGAGAGGUGCUGCCCGUGGGCAUCAUCGCCGGGGCCACCAUUGGCGCGGGCAUCCUGCUCACCUUCUUCUUCAUCGCCUUAGUGUUCUUCCUCUACCGGCGCCGCAAAGGCAGUCGCAAGGACGUGACCCUGAGGAAGCUGGACAUCAAGGUGGAGACAGUGAACCGGGAGCCACUCACGAUGCAUUCUGACCGGGACGAUGAUACUGCCAGCGUCUCCACAGCGACCCGGGUCAUGAAGGCCAUCUACUCGUCCUUUAAGGAUGAUGUGGACCUGAAGCAGGACCUGCGCUGCGACACGAUCGACACCCGGGAGGAGUAUGAGAUGAAGGACCCCACCAAUGGCUACUACAACGUGCGUGCCCACGAGGACCGCCCGUCUUCCAGGGCAGUGCUUUAUGCUGACUACCGUGCCCCUGGCCCUGCCCGCUUCGACGGCCGCCCCUCCUCCCGUCUCUCCCACUCCAGCGGCUAUGCCCAGCUCAACACCUACAGCCGGGCCCCUGCCUCCGACUAUGGCCCUGAGCCCACACCCCCUGGCCCUGCUGCGCCAGCUGGCACCGACACAACCAGCCAGCUGUCCUACGAGAACUAUGAGAAGUUCAAUUCCCACCCCUUCCCCGGGGCAGCAGGGUACCCCACCUACCGACUGGGCUACCCUCAGGCCCCGCCCUCCGGCCUGGAGCGGACCCCGUAUGAGGCGUACGACCCCAUUGGCAAGUACGCCACCGCCACUCGCUUCUCCUACACCUCCCAACACUCGGACUACGGCCAGCGGUUCCAGCAGCGCAUGCAGACUCACGUGUAGGGGCCAGAGCCCGGCUGGGGCAUCUCUGCGGGGCAGAGGAGAAGGCUCUCCCAGCUGUUCCCUGAUAUUCAGGGGCAUUGCUCGUUGCUCCCGUCCCGGACCAGCCUUCCUCCUCCCGCCGUGGCAGGUGGGGAGCAGGUCUCCCGGAAACACCCCGUCCCGAGGAUGGUGCUCUGUGCAUGCCCCACCUCCUGGGCCUGCCCUUCCCUCUUCUUCGGGAGGAUGUGUCUCUUCUGACCUGCGCUCUCGCCUGGCCCCAGCAUGGGGACAGGGAAAGGGAAGGCUGCAGAGAGCAGAGUAGGCACUUUUUAGCAUUCCUUUUCUAUCCCACCCCUCUGGUCUCCCGUAAGUGGCUGGGGGGUCACGUGGGCAUGAGCAGGCUUUGGCCUAGGGGACAUGAAGUGUGGGGGUGGGUGGCCCUGGCACAGAUAAGUGGAAACAGGAGAGCCUAGCCAGUCCCUCUGUCAUCUGCAUUCAUGCUCUGGGUGCAACUCUCCCUCCUUGAGACUGCAGAAGGGACCUUGGAUUUAUCUUAGCUCCGUCUACAGAACAGCCCUGGCACUGAGUUCAAAUCCAGUUCAAAUCAUUCAGCUGGGGUUAAAAUGCCAAUCAUCCUGGCUGCCCGCUGUGGACACCUGUCUCUCAGCCUGCGGAGGGAUCCAGGGGUCUCCAGGCGUGCAGCCCACUUCCCUGCUCCUCGAUCCUGGGCCAGUCAGAUAAGUCAGGGGAUCGUGGUGGAGAAAGGAAAGGUCAGGCACCAUGUCCUGAUUCACCAGCAAGACAGCUGUGUACUACAUAGCAGUUUCCAGAACCCACAUUAGAGGGAGCCCAUCCGAGCCCCCUUCUCUCCCCAAUCUGCCCCACUUCCUGGCUUUAACUCUUGAGCCUGCCUGGGGAGUGGUGGGGUGAGGGUAGGGGUGCUGUAAGCUAUUUUCAAAGACAACAAAAAACAAUGAAAACCUCAUUUGGGAAAAAAAAAAAAAAAAGCUGUAGAGAUCCCCCCACCCAAAUACACGUCCCAAUGGAAAGGAAAGGGGGCGCCUGUUCUCCACCAGAUUGCUAACACCUUCCAUUACUCUUUCCAUCUCCAAGCACUUUGAAUCCAUUUUUAAACAUUCACAUGGUGAGACCUGUCACUGGAUGGGCUCUGACAGGCUUAGGGAGGGGGCCUGGCUCAGACUCUACUGUCCUACCCCAGGGCCCACCAGCUGGUUAGAGAGGCCACCUUCCAGGGGGCAUGGGAGAUGUUCUCUUGAGACAGGUUUUGGUUCGUUGUCUUUUUUUUUUUUUUUUUUCUUGGACCAAUCAGAUUCCUUUUUCCACUUUCAGUGCCUUGAGUGUCCAGCGUUGGUUGACCGUCCCUAUGUGGGUAGCUGUGCAGGGAGCGGGUAUUGUGAGUCCCAGACCCGCUGUCAAGCGUUGCAGUGUUUAGGAGAUAGACGGGUGAGGGGGCCUGGGGAGGAAUGGCUGACCGGGUAAGGUGGCGCGAAACGGCACUGCAGGCAAUCGCGGCCCAUGCCGUCCCCCCCGCACACACGUGCACACCCACCCACACACAUUCCACACGGGCGGUUCUCAGCCGCCACCUUCUGACCAAAGAGAACCGGCGCUCCAAAGAGAACUCGGAUCCCUGCCCCAGCGCCCCUUCCCAAGAAGCAGAGUCUGCAGUCUGCUCUUCCUUUCUCCAGACUCGCUCCCCGAGGGAGCGGGGCCUACGGUGCAGUUCCCAGAAUGCGCCUUGCCCUUUCUCAUGGUCACCAUUCCUUAGUCUUGUUCGCUUUAAUGAGUUACAUGCCCAUCAGCCACGGGCCAUCACCACUCUUGCGGAUGGGUCUGUGGGGUGACUCCUGGCCAGCCCCUCGCUGGGAGGGACCAGCUAAUACCCAGGAAGAAAGUAGCUCCAGUUCCAGCCUCGCAGGCUGCCUCUGCGUCCUCCUCCAACCCAGCAGGGGCAGUCCCGAGGACCGGCCCUUCCCAAGGCAGGAUACAGGCUCCCAGCUGCAUUCCGCUCCUGCCCCUGCCUCUUCUUGUGGAGUCCGUUUAUGUGAGCUAAGUGAGAAGGUCUGUUAAGGAUGCAGGUUCCUCUGCAGACAAAUUCAUGCAUAUUUUGAUUAUUUUCACAGAAACCAGAAGCCAUGGGUAAUCUAAACAGUUGAAGACUAAAGAUGGUGGCUUUUUAAACAGGAAUAUUCCAAAAAACGUUCAUCUUUUGUUUGGGGUUUGGCCAGAUUCUCUUGUUUCCUCCAUUUUGGUUUAAGUGCUGGGCCCUAUCUGUUGAAAUGAUGGAAAGGAGGGGGCGGAAGGUCACUAGGUAACUCAACUGACGCUGCAGGGACCAUUACUUUUCUGGAGGCUGAUAUAGAGCCACUUCACUGUUCUCUGUUCAACACAUUAACCGGGGCCUCCUGAGUAGCAAGCAAGCAAGGUGAAUGGCACAGCGACCAAGACUGUCUCUGCCCUCUGCAGCUUGGGCUCUGGUCUGAUCAGAAUCUGGAUUGGGACCUCCCUGUUAGGCCACUUGGAAGAGUUUUUCUGGGGAGUGGAAGGUGCCCUUGAACGCAGAGCUUUGUUUUCUACAGCUGAUGUCCUCCAGCAGGGCGCCUCAGUACUAGAUGUGGUCACCUUGGUGAGCCUGACGGCCUUUGGCGUUCUUGUUUUGGUGGGAAGAGCAAGGGGCUAGGAGCCAGGAGACCUGGGACUCAGUUCUGAAGCUGCCACUUACUGAGUGACCUUGGCCUAAUCUCCACAUUCAUUGCCCCCGAUUUUCUGACUUGUAAAAUGAGGGGGGAAGGGUUGCACAAACCUAGAAUUAUUCUGCUCUUACUGUAUUCAUUUGGUGAGGUGGAGGGGCCUGGCUGUCCCUGCAAAAGAGUUGGGAACAGCAAGUGACCAGGCUGAGGGAUGGGGGAGUGGAAAGGUUCUGGUCCCCUCUUGAAAGCAAGCUUUCACCAUGGGCUCCCUUAUCUUGUCAGAAGUCUUGUGAAUGAAUUUCCACUAGGAACCCCUCAAUCCCAAACAGCAACAAAAACCAUAUCCUAAACCUGAGUGAAAUUGGCGUGGGGUUAUCCUUUGUCAUUGGAUAACUGUGCUGCUCCUCACUCAGAAUUCUGACAGUUUUGCCAAGGUGUCUCUGGCCAGGGCAGGGUAUGAUGAGUUUCCUUCACUGUGUACCGAGGUUUCAGGCAACUUCCUCUGUGGAGAGAAAUGGGAGCAGCCACUCUCCACCCCAGUCCUCAGGAGCAUUCCCCUUGCCCAGGGACAGCAGGCCCCACUUACCAAGCAAGGUGAAUCCUGCAAUUUACGGUGUCUUGAGCCAGAGGGUGAGGCAUGAGUACAGCUGACCCCGCUGUCAAAUGAGCAGGUAGGAAGUGCAGCUUGUACAAGGAAGAGUGGUACAGCAGUUUUGACAUAAAUUCUGGCUCUUGCAGAGGUUCUUGUCAUUCUGGGUGACCCAUGGUCUCUUCUCAUGGAGGGCCCAGCCUGCAUCCUAAAUCCUGGAUCCUUCAAAAUCCAGCCACAGAGUUUAUGUGAGGCAAAAACCACAAGAAGCCAGAAAGCGGCCAGGAAUGGGAGCAAUGCCGUGCUCUCACAAAUGCCUUCCUUGGGAUGAAAAAGUUUAGUUUGACCACCCUGUCUCCAGGCACUGUGCCCUCUCCUUAUCCCAGGAGUCACUGCAUUCCUCGUAAUUUUGAGGGCAGUCUUCUCUGCAUUACAGGAUGGAGCACCCUGGCUGGAGCCUCUUCAGCCCUCGUGCCCUCAUUAACCGGUCGGCACUCUGUCAGGAACCACAAGUCCUGGGCUCCUUAAAAUGGAAUCAGAUGGUCUCGGUAUACUUGACCAUGUCCAUAGCAAUGUUGGGCCAUUUGGGUUUGAAGAAAACCACAUUAAAGCCAAGACCCCAGCUGGACUGAGCUGGCUCGGUCACUGCCUCACUCUUUGCUGCGAGGGCCGUUCUGUCCCCACUGCUGCACUGCUAAGGCUACCCCAGCCUCAGAAACCCUGGCUUCUCUACCAUUUUAGUGCUGUGUCCUGAGCCGGGUCACUGCUCUGUGCCUCUGCAGGCCCUUCUGCAUGUUGAGGGAAUCACCUGAAAGGCGUUAUUCAAGUUCCUGACCCUGGUGGGACCGGUGAGGAUGUGAUAAUAGAACACUGAAGUGCACAGACCAAGGGAUGUAAUUGGAAAGACAUUUAUUUUUGUGAAGAGGCUAUAAAAUUAGCAUUUAAAUAUCCCAUUCCCUUCUCUCUGCCUCCCCCUGUCCUCCCAUGGUAUCUCUCUCCUCUCCUCGAGGCCAGCCUCUUUCUGAAAGGCAUUGGCCUCACCUUGAUCAGCUUGGCCCUGACAUUCCACCUCUGGGCUGGUGGACAGAAUGGAAGGAUGUGUGGCUUGGGAGAUUUCUGAAUUUGGGAGAUGGAGGCGGGGUGGGGCGUGGAAUCUCAUUUUCUUGCAUCACUGUGAGGGAGCUCCAGGCCCUGUCUCUGGAGAAAUAAUUGCUGCGCAGAAAUCACAGGCCAUACUGGGCAGUUCUGGUACAAGCCUGCCCUGAAAAAUAAUAUCAAUAAUAAUAAUAACUCCAUUUGCAUAGAACUAUCACUCAUUCCUACCAGUCUCCUGUGCCCACUCCUGGCUUGUUUUGCUUGCCCCAAUCACUGGCCUUUUCAAGUGUUGGUGGGCCAUGGGCUCUUCUAUUUGCUUCUGGAGGUCUUCAGAUGAUGAGCCCUGGGAACACCCCUCACUCUGGGGAGAGAGCAGCCAAGUCACCAAAACAAUCAAACUCUUGACACAAUCUUGUUAGCAAUAGCAACCCAGAGGAUUUGGCUGCCUCCGGUUUCACGAGAAAUAGGCCCAGGGCUCCCUGUGGUCACAUUUCUACCCCAACUCUACUUGGGAUUACAACCUCCAUUUCUGGUUCUGGUUGACUUUUCUUCACCCAAACCACGAUAAUAAAUGGAUCCAUGAUGAUAAUUAAGAGAAGAGAAAAAAAUAUUAUUUUUGUUAGGACAAACCAUCGUAGAUUUUUAGCAAUGUGUAUCUGUGUGUCCCUCACACCUUUUCCUAUUCUCCCUUUUUUCAUUUUCAUUUUUUUUAAAUAUUAUGUACUAUAUUUUUAGUCUCAAACACACUAUAUAUUAUAUAUAUUUAAUUUUUUUAUAUAUAUAAAUAUAAAUGUUUUAAAAAGUA